AGAUUCAUGACCAAUCGAUUUCCCUGUUUUAGCUUUAUUUUCUUUAUUGAAACUUCAGUCAGUGGCAUUCCAGAGAUAAUGUUGACCAGAAGUCUUCUCUAUCUGUCGAUUUUGGUUGUUGUCCGGGAUGGUGGCGCCCUGAAGCUGGAAGAGAGCGAAGUGGUGGAUCAAUUCUAUUCCACUUCAAUCGUUAGCAUGGAGGAUCUCCUGGAGUUCCAUGCGGAUUUGCUUUUCCAGCUGAACAGCUACAUUGACGUUCUGAGAGCUAGGAUGAAACUCAUACGAAGGAUAGCAGAUUACAUGAUGGAGCAUGAUCAUAUAGUCAACCUCGAGGACCAUUCCCUAAACUACUUUCAUCUCGUUCGGCACAUGCACAAGGAUUGGGCACACGUGCUGGAGUUGAUGGAGCAGCCCCUGGGUAAGAGUCAGCUGCUGUUUCUAAAGGAGUCGCGGCCCCACUAUCCCAGUGCCUGGGACUUGGAAGAAGGCUCCUUGGGUAUUCACAGGAUGCAGAAGACCUAUCAGCUGCAGCCCAAGGAUAUGGUCAGAGGCCUGCUCGAUGGCGUUCAUCAUGGGACACGCUUUUCAACCCUCGAGUGUUUCACCGUGGCUCGAGCAAUAUAUAAGAAGCACAGAUACCACGACGCGGUGACUUGGCUGGAAGAGACCCUUAGCCUAUACGAUCAGGCAUCAGAGCAGACAAAAGAGAACUACCAGAUCCUUGGAUUUGAUGUCUCCCAAGCGCACAAGCUGUACAUCAAAGGCCUCAUGCAUCUAAAUCGCUAUGAGGAUGCUUCGAAAGCCAUUGAUCGGGAUCCCAAACCCUACCUACGGCGACUUCGCGAUCGGGUACAGAUGCGGAUGAUGAGCACUAACGAUCUUCCGCUAGGGAAGCCCAAUCCUCCUCUGACUGGCUUACAGCUCUGCUGUCGUGGGGGCUGUCCUUAUCGGGACAUGCACCGCCUGACCUGCAGCUACAACACCACAGCCGCGCCCUUCCUCCGGCUGGCUCCCUUCAAGACGGAGCUUCUCUCACUCUCCCCCUACAUGGUGCUCUACCACGACGUCAUCACACCGCUGGAGUCGCUGACGCUGAAAAAUCUAUCCAAGCCCCACAUGAAACGUCGGGCCAUGACCUUCAACAAACAGAAGCUGAGGCCUUUUAUCGACUCGGGACGUACCUCGAACUCUGUGUGGCUCACGUCCCACGAAAAUGCGGUCAUGGAGCGGCUAGAACGAAGAGUCGGGGUCAUGACAAACUUCGAGAUGGAGAACUCGGAGGUAUACCAGCUGAUCAACUACGGGAUCGGAGGCCACUACAAACCCCACACCGACCACUUUGAGACCCCACAGGCUCUCGAGCAUCGCGGAGGAGGAGACCGAAUAGCCACCGUUCUUUUUUAUCUCAGUGAUGUUCCCCAAGGUGGUGCCACUCUCUUUCCACGUCUAAAUAUCUCCGUUCAACCACGACAAGGUGAUGCUCUUCUCUGGUACAACCUCAACGAUCGAGGACAGGGCGAAAUAGGCACUGUCCAUACUUCUUGUCCCAUAAUCAAGGGAUCUAAAUGGGCCCUGGUCAAAUGGAUAGACGAGCUGUCGCAGCCGUUCCGCAGACCGUGUAAUCGAUAGUACUUCCUUUUAUACCCAUAUCUAAUACAGAAUUCUGUUAGCCACGCUUCGCUUUGACACUAUUCAUCGCUGAAUCGCACAUCAAUCAUGUGGUUUUCGCUGCAAGUAAGCCUCGUUCUGACGGCUCUUUCCUACUCUUUUUGGGUGGAGGCAAACGAUGGGAAGGGUUCUUAUUCCAAUUUGGGCAUUAAAGGACUGAUAGCUGUGGAGGAGAAGCUACUAACUCAAAUGGUGGACUAUAGCAGUGUGCUCCAGAAAAAGAUCAGCUUGAUGCGUCGUUACAUUGCUUUGAUGAGAGUGAAGCAAACGCAUGCGGAACCCGAUAGGGAACAGUAUAUGGCCAAUCCCCUCCAAAGCUAUUCUCUGAUCCACCACAUGAACUUCGACUGGACGACUUGGCGUAGGCUCAUGGAGCAGUCACUAGGCAGAGAGCAAAUCUCUGAAAUUCGUGCACUAAUGCCCCAAAUUUCAAGAAUUGAAUAUGGUACCGCCAUGCAAGAUCUCAUCCACGAACCCAUGGCAGCAGUUCAGUUCGACCCGUUGGAGGCCUUGGAGCUUGCUACCUUCGCAUACGACAAGGAGCGCCCCGAUCUCGCCGAGAAGUGGCUGAAUGUGACACUAGCCGGCUACGAGAAACUCAGUCCCAGCAAAAAGAAACUCUACAAAGUGCUGAGCGUGGUCAAAGAGAGUGAAGUGCAAAAGCUCUAUAAAAAGGUAAAAAAAAUUAACAAAUUGUUUUGGAUUUUUGAAUUGUUAAAAAAGAUGUUGUGGCUAUAUUACAAACUCUAAGUAAUACAUAUGAUGCUGUACUCCGCAAUCAGCUCUGUAAUAACGUUGACGUUAGAUAAAUGCAUGUCGCAUACAAAUACAAAAUACAACAUUUCAAUGUAAAUAAAUAUUGUAUCAUACCAUUUCGAA
This is a messenger RNA of Drosophila miranda, 2547 nucleotides long. RefSeq names its product prolyl 4-hydroxylase subunit alpha-1-like. The coding region runs from base 7 to 1629 and encodes 540 amino acids. The transcript has 10 exons. Gene Ontology annotation, biological process: peptidyl-proline hydroxylation to 4-hydroxy-L-proline. The record is from RefSeq and is a predicted model, not a curated record. NCBI's taxonomy places the organism in Eukaryota, Metazoa, Arthropoda, Insecta, Diptera, Drosophilidae. Gene Ontology annotation, cellular component: endoplasmic reticulum. Gene Ontology annotation, molecular function: iron ion binding; L-ascorbic acid binding; protein binding.